GGGGCUGGCCGGGCCGGAGCCGCUACGGGGGGGGGGGGGUGCUGAGGCACUGCGGAAAGUGGGCCUGAGCCUCAAGGAUGACGGUGCUGCAGGAACCCGUCCAGGCUGCUAUAUGGCAAGCACUAAACCACUAUGCUUACCGAGAUGCAGUUUUCCUCGCAGAAAGACUGUAUGCAGAAGUACACUCAGAAGAAGCUUUGUUUUUACUGGCAACCUGUUAUUACCGCUCAGGAAAGGCAUAUAAAGCAUAUAGACUCUUGAAAGGACACAGUUGUACUACACCGCAAUGUAAAUACCUGCUGGCAAAGUGUUGUGUUGAUCUCAGCAAGCUUGCAGAAGGGGAACAGAUCUUAUCUGGUGGAGUAUUAAAUAAGCAGAAAAGCCAUGAUGAUAUUGUAACUGAGUUUGGUGAUUCAGCUUGCUUUACUCUUUCAUUGUUGGGACAUGUAUAUUGCAAGACAGAUCGGCUUGCCAAAGGAUCAGAAUGUUACCAAAAGAGCCUUAGUUUAAAUCCUUUCCUCUGGUCACCCUUUGAAUCAUUAUGUGAAAUAGGUGAAAAGCCAGAUCCUGACCAAACAUUUAAAUUAACAUCUUUACAGAACUUUAGCAACUGUCUGCCCAACUCAUGUACAACACUAGUAUCUAAUCAUAGUUUAUCUCACAGACAGCCUGAGACAGUUCUUACAGAAACACCCCAAGACACAAUUGAAUUAAACAGACUAAAUUUAGAAUCUUCCAAUUCAAAGUACUCCUUGAAUACAGAUUCUUCAGUGUCUUAUAUUGAUUCAGCUGUAAUUUCACCAGACACCCUCCCUCUUGGAACAGGAACUUCCAUAUUAUCAAAACAGGUUCAAAAUAAACCAAAAACUGGUCGAAGUUUAUUAGGAGGGCCAGCUGCUCUUAGCCCAUUAACCCCAAGUUUUGGGAUUUUGCCAUUAGAAACCCCAAGUCCUGGAGAUGGAUCCUAUUUACAAAACUACACUAAUACACCUUCUGUAAUUGACGUGCCAUCCACCGGAGCCCCUUCAAAGAAGCCUGUUGCCAGAAUCGGCCAAACUGGAACAAAGUCUGUCUUCUCACAGAGUGGAAAUAGUCGAGAGGUAACUCCAAUUCUUGUUGCACAAACACAAAGUUCUGGCCCACAAACAAGUACAACACCUCAGGUAUUGAGCCCCACUAUCACAUCUCCCCCAAAUGCACUGCCUCGAAGAAGUUCACGACUUUUCACUAGUGACAGCUCCACAACCAAGGAGAAUAGUAAAAAGUUAAAAAUGAAGUUUCCACCUAAAAUCCCAAACAGAAAAACAAAAAGUAAAACUAAUAAAGGAGGAAUAACCCAACCUAACAUAAAUGAUAGCCUGGAAAUUACAAAAUUGGACUCUUCCAUAAUUUCAGAAGGGAAAAUAUCUACAAUCACACCUCAGAUCCAGGCUUUUAAUCUACAGAAAGCAGCAGCAGAAGGUUUGAUGAGCCUCCUGCGUGAAAUGGGGAAAGGUUACUUAGCUUUGUGUUCAUACAACUGCAAAGAAGCUAUAAAUAUAUUGAGCCACCUACCUUCUCACCACUACAAUACUGGUUGGGUACUGUGCCAAAUUGGAAGGGCCUAUUUUGAACUUUCAGAGUACAUGCAAGCUGAAAGAAUAUUCUCAGAAGUUAGAAGGAUUGAGAAUUAUAGAGUUGAAGGCAUGGAAAUCUAUUCUACAACACUUUGGCAUCUUCAAAAAGAUGUUGCUCUUUCAGUUCUUUCAAAAGACUUAACAGACAUGGACAAAAAUUCACCAGAGGCCUGGUGUGCUGCAGGGAACUGUUUCAGUUUACAACGGGAGCAUGAUAUUGCAAUUAAGUUCUUUCAGAGAGCUAUCCAAGUUGAUCCAAAUUAUGCUUAUGCCUAUACUCUAUUAGGGCAUGAGUUCGUGUUAACUGAAGAAUUAGACAAAGCAUUAGCUUGUUUUCGAAAUGCUAUCAGAGUCAAUCCUAGGCAUUAUAAUGCAUGGUAUGGCUUAGGAAUGAUUUAUUAUAAACAGGAAAAAUUCAGCCUUGCAGAAAUGCAUUUCCAGAAAGCACUUGAUAUCAACCCUCAAAGUUCAGUCUUACUUUGCCACAUUGGAGUAGUUCAGCAUGCAUUAAAAAAAUCUGAGAAGGCUUUGGAUACCUUAAACAAAGCCAUUGUUAUUGAUCCCAAGAACCCUCUAUGCAAAUUUCACAGAGCCUCAGUUUUAUUUGCAAAUGAAAAAUAUAAGUCUGCUUUACAAGAACUUGAAGAAUUGAAGCAAAUUGUUCCCAAAGAAUCCCUCGUUUACUUCUUAAUAGGAAAGGUUUACAAGAAGUUAGGUCAAACGCACCUCGCCCUGAUGAAUUUCUCUUGGGCUAUGGAUUUAGAUCCUAAAGGAGCCAAUAACCAGAUUAAAGAAGCAAUUGAUAAGCGUUACCUUCCAGAUGAUGAGGAGCCAAUAACCCAAGAAGAACAGAUCAUGGGAACAGAUGAAUCCCAGGAAAGCAGCAUGACAGAUGCGGAUGACACACAACUUCAUGCAGCUGAAAGUGAUGAAUUUUAACUUCUGGAAAUAAGACUUUUGCAACUGGAUGUGUGACUAGUGCUGACAUGUUUCUUGUCCCUCCAUAUACUGAGUCUUCACUCUUGAGCUGGCAGUGUCAUCAUGCAUCACUUAUACCACGAGUGUGCCACUUUCAUUGGACCCUGACUGUACACAGAAUGAAAGGCAGUGCAAUAUUUAGCUGCUAACAAGACUGGCUCUUUCACCAGUAUGACAAUUUAGGGGGGUAGGGUGAGGGACUUUCUUUUCUUUUUUUCUUUAAUCUACCUUUGUUGGAAAGCUAUCAUGGAAGGAAGAGUUGUGUUUUAUCUUGAAGGAACCAUUAGAUAGGGAAAAUAGUGAUGAACCAGAAUUUUUUAAUCUCUUUUCCAAAAAUUUGUUUUUAUUUGGUUCUGUUCUUGAUAAACAGAGUGACUGACCUUCAUUUCUAGGUUCUUCAAGAAUGGUGUUAGCAAGUGCCAGAUGGAACAAUAAAAGACAUUGCCUAUAACAGAGUAACUUGAUUGCCAAGGAAUGUAAAUUACCUUAAACUUGCAGUGUCUCCUGUAAACAAAUGUCAUGGGCAUAUUGGGACUUGAGUGUAGGAAUAAAUAUCCCUCCAUACAGUAUACACUUAUUCUUGGCAAGAAUGCUUUAAUGUCUAACUAAGAAUUUUAAUUUAUUCAUCCUGCUUCAAAGUGUUGAUCAUUGUUGUCUUGGUAUUGCAAACUUUGUUCCUUAUGAUACUGCCUCAUCUCUUCUGAGCUCUGUGGGAUCACCUUUAACAUUUAGAAAUGAUAGAGUGGCUGCCCACUGAAAAGCCAAAAUAAAGCCCUAAACCAUUUAAGUUCACCAUAAGAAUCAGUAUCAGAACACUAAAGCAGAGAGACUUUAAGAGAUCAUGAUAGUGAAAGCCUUAAUACAAUCAGAAUUGUACCAUAACCUUGAAUCUAUAUUUGUUCAAUGCAGUAUCCCUUUGACUUUUCUAAGUGUAUAAGCAGGGUACACAAAUGUAUGGGUUACCUUUGGCUGAAGUCAUAUCCAUUCUUUUCAGCUCUCUGUUUUUUACUAUUUUCAGUAGCGUGGGUCACUAAAUCUUUACUGAGAGUGAUUGGAUUUAAGAUAUUGAAAACUUUUAGCUAUAAAAAAAAUCUCUUCUUAUGAAGGAGACACAAGUUCUCUCCUGAGUUUAAGUCAUAAUAUAGGGUGGUGUCUUUGGGGAAUGGCCACAGUUCUAAAGAUCUAAUUAUGCAUAAUAAAAUGGGAAUUAUUGAAAUUUGACAGUAACAGAUUUAAACAAUCUUAAAUUGUGUACAUCAUUGUAAUGUGUUGAAAUUUUUAGAGAAACUUUAGUUAACAUUUUAUUAAGUGUCAAUGUCAGAAUAUAACAGAUUAUAGUUUCUUAAUGAAUAACAAGCCUGAAGCUGUUAUUUUGGAUUAUUUGAUAAAGGACAAACUUAUCUACUGGUUACCUAUAUUCGUUAGCCAAGCUGAAAAUAAGGUGGUUCUAGAAGAUAUGAAAACAUUUUUAGCUUGUAUACUCAGAAAUUGUCUAUCAUUUGCUCUUAAUCUUUUCAUUUGAAUAUGGAUUAAAUACCACUAUAAAUUAAUUCAAGUCAGUUUGGGUACCAGAGAGGCUUACAAAAUUUCCUACUUAAAUCUAUGUUUAUGUGCUGCCAAAAAAAAAAAAAAAAACAAACAAAAUUUACAAGGAAAAGGAAAGGUUGGGAGUAAAUGAAUGUCAUAAGAAAUUCCCAAAGGCUAACACUUGGAGUCUAACAAAUAUUCCAUUUUCUUAUCCAUUAUUAGUUCUGUAAUAUUUAAUUUCAGAUUCUUUUAUUUUUUUAAUUGGCAAAAUCAUAAGUCAGUUGCAUAAUUACCAAAUAUAGGGUUUCAUAGGAAGCUUCAACCUGAGCUCUAUGUUACAAAGUCUGGAAAAAGCUAAGCAUCUAACAUAAUUUGCUGAAAUAUAAUUAGAUAUAUUUUUAUAGUAGGAAUUUAUGUCUUACCAGAGAUGAAACUCUUUCUGGUACUGAUUUUGAGGACAAGGGUAAAAGGAUAGUUGUGGGGGACAGACCAUGGCAGUGGCUGGCUGAGGCACACUGUCAGCCCAAUUUUGACCCAGUCUUUUUUUCUCACACCUACUUUCAAAGUAAUUUCAGUGUAGAGAACCUUAUUUCCCACCUAGUAACUCUAGCUAUUUUGUUUCUUUAUUUUGCAUGUGAUGGGGAUCAAACAACCAAGAGAGGAAAUACAUUUUGAUCAAGCAAACUGUUGGCUUCAGAUUUCAGAAGUUACUUUGAAGGAAAUUAAAAACACUGAGUACUUUGACAUCCUUUUUUCUGUCUAAGCUUUUCACACAUAUACAAUAUAUACACACAAUUUUGUUGAGAAGUUUUGUUGUAGCAUUCGAAUUUUUCCCCCUUGGAAAUGGUUCUUAACUCGGGGAUUUUAGAAAGUUGAAAAUAUUUUUUCAAGAGAACAAUGGUACUCAAAAUAAUGAAAGGUGGUCCCUUUUUCUGUAUUUCAUUACUUCAAAAUUUUAAUUUUUUCUAAGACCUGCAAGUAACAUUUGAACCAUGCUGCUGUUGUACCAGAAACAAAAACUCAGUGAUAACCAAUAUUUAGUCUAUUAAAAAUGCUCUUUUUGAAGAAAAAAGUUUGGAAGUCUCUGAUUAGCCAGAGUAUAGUAUGGGUCUUCACUGAGAAAUAUGGUGACCCAUUUUCUUUGUGAAAACCUGGGAAAAUGCAAGUGUGGGUAUGAUGUAUGUGUUUUGUUUGCAUUGAAACAAUGUAAUUUUGUGUCUUUGCUUUUCCUGACAUUUCAGAAAUUGUACAGUCUUGGGGGGAGGGGGAUCUUUUCUGUUAAUAUAUUUGCAAUUCAUUAAAGGAUAAAGAAAAUUCAAAUAAAUUACUUUUGAAAACAAUUUAUAAUCAAGUUGUUAAAGCUAUAUAAAAGCUGUGCCAUCUGUAUUUUUAUAGUAAGGCACAGCAAAAUAGAGAUAAAGGAUUACAGUUUUAUGUUUCAUAAAAGUCUAGGGCAAUGUUUCUCUAGGUUUUUGAUUUAUGCCCUCUCCUAAUAUAUAUAUAUAUGUAUAUAUUUUAAUUCAUACCCUCUUUUAGUAUUAUUUGGAAUUUAAAAAUAAAUAUUGUGACUAAAAACAAUGGCAAUUUUUAGAAUAUAUUCAAACUACAGAAGACACUUGUAAGCAGCUGCAACUUUUAAGUCAACUGCUUAUUCUUUGAUCAUCUGAUUUCCGAGAUUCCUUUAAAAGGUACACAGCUUUUUGUUCCAGUUAAGACCUAUUUUCUAAAAAGUCAAGGUCUGAAAGAGAUAGAAUAUAGAAACUAAAUCCUACUCUAGUUUGAAGAAAAUCUUUUACUUUUGUUGUAUCUUGGAGAAAAUGUAGAGAGCUGAAGGGUUUCAUUCAGACUUGAGAAAGGGUAGUGACAGGGAAAGCACGUGAGAGGAGGGGGAUGAACUGGGCAGAUCAAAGAGAACUAUUCAGACUCAUAACAUUGCCUAGGACCUGCCAUUUACUGUCAGUUGAAUAGAUAAAUAGAAGCUAGACGUGGAGGUAUUCUUUGACUUGUUUAGCUGCUAAUUAAUGGUUCAUGAAGGUUCAAUCGGGGUUUUAUUUUUCUUUGUAAGUGCAACAUUUGUUAGUUAUGUUUAAUAAGACUUGCUAUGUAUAUGGCAUUAUUUUCUUUAUGUACAAUGUUGUCAAGCAUCAAAACAAGCCUCCAAGGUAAGUCUUACUCCAUUUUACAAAAAAGAAAACCAAGGCUCUCCUAGUGAAUGAUAGAGCUGGACACAUUUGGCAUUAGUGUAUGUUCAAACUCAUAGUUUUGGACUUCUCCAAGUUUUAAAUCAUGUCUAAUAUUAAUUGUUAUGCUUCCCCUCUAGAAUUCUGAUUUAGUCUACUAAAGAGUAUCAUAGAAGCCUAGGUUUCACAGAGGAAACUUUAUUAUUUAUAAGGAUUAAAAUCUCAGGUGCAUAGAUAGUUCUUUAGUGGAGCUUUGAUCUGUAUCCUGCCUCUCUACUUUUAUUCUCACACCAAAAUUGGAAGUAUGUUUGUUUUUCUUUGAAUGACUAGAAUUUGCUUUAAAGUAGAAAAUUUUAAAUCCACAAUUUUCUUUUACUUCUUGCACUUUUUAUUACUAAUUUCCCCUAUCAAAGCAUACUUUUUUCUAAUCAACACCAUCAAAAUAGAAUUCAAUUUAGGGCUCAAAGUUGGACUUGAGAAAAAUUCAAGGACUUGAAACUGCAGAAUACUUCACUGGAGUAUGAGUGAGAAAAGAUAAUAGAGUAACAGCGAAAGCUAAAAGCACUAAACUGGUAUCUCAGAAAUGUGGAUUUUUGCUCCUCAGUAGCUGUAUGUCCUUGAACAGUACUCUUAAACCUUUUCCUCAUUAGCACAACUACCCUUCUUACCUCAUAGAGAAAUUUUGUGAGGAUCAAAUGUGUUAAAUGAUCAUGGAUGUGCUUUGUAAAACUAAAGCAGUAUACAAAUAUACUGUGGUAUUUAUUAGUAGAAUGGAGAUGAUGUGCUAGAAAGCUGAUUGGGCUGAUCCCAAGACAUGAUUCCUGUGAGACAAGAUCACUAUAGACUUGCAUUUUGAUCUCUAACAGGGGUAGGCAAACUAUGGCCUAUAGACCAAAUAUUGUCUACAAAAGGCUCAUUGACGAUAAGUAAAGUUUUAUUGGAAUACAGUUUUGAUUGUUUAUGUUUUGUCUAUUGCUACUUUCUCACUACAAUGACAAGAGUUGAGUAGUUGCUGCGAAACAAUAUGACCUGUAAAGCCUAUGUUUACCCUUAAAUAUUUACUGUCUGACAUUUUAUUGAAAAAGUUUGUGACCCCCUCAUCUAGAAGUUAAAGAUUUUUUGGCAUAACAUCUGCAAACCACUAAAAAUAUAGUCUAAGGUGUUAGAUUUUUCUCGGUGCUUCCCUAAGUUAGCGCAUCACUGCGCAAGGUGCUACAUGAGAAGCAAAAUACAGCAAUAGCUUUUAGUUUUUUAAUAAUGGAAAGACUUGAUUGGGUAAAGGGAUUUUCUUAAAUAUAAUGCCACUCCUCAAACAUUGCCAGUUUAUAAUGCUUAUACCAAUCAAUUCUGUACAUGCAUCCAUAAUCAUUUGCUUAUUUUUAAAUUAUACCAUCAUUUAUUUACCUUGUAUUGAGCCUUUACAGAGCAUUUUGAUAGGCACAAAUUCUCAUGUCAUCUUUAAACCUUGUAAGGUUAGAUAUGUAUUAACCUGUUUUAUACAUGAGGAAACUAAGGCUCAAAGAAAUGAAGGCAUUUGCAAAAAGAGGAAAAUUUUUGCCAGGAAUGACCCAGCACAGGUCUUCUUACACAUUAUUGGCCAAAUUUGGGUCAUAUAAUCAUCUCUAUCUGCAGGGGUGCUGAUAAAAUUAGAGUCUGGUUAAAAAAAAAAAAAAAAGCAUUUCCAUGGCUGGUUUACAUAAGUCAUGAUUUAUCUCCUGGGGUUGGACACACAAAAAAAUUGAUAUUUUGUUAGCAAGGAAGAAUGUGGAGAAGGAAUGGCUGUUGGCUCAAUAGGCAACUUGAUCUUAUAUUCAACAAUGUUGGUGAACUUUCUUAUUCUAAGAGUUUGUAGGGGUUCUGUUUAAAUGAUGGUAUUAUCUACAAUUAAUGAUGCUGAUUCCUUUCUAAUCCUUGUAUAAAAUCCCUCCUUUCUUUUUUCUUUUUGCCAGGCCUUGGCCUGGAUCACCAAUACUAUGUUGAACAGUACCAUCAGUAAUAGGAGACAUUCGUUGUCUUAUUCCCAAAAGAAAAUACAUCUUAUUUUUUCAUUAUUCAAUGAUACCAUUUAAAGCCACUGACGCAACAUAUUUCCCUUGCUAAUCUCAUUGCCAUUCCCAACACUUAACUCCUACUUCAACUAUCAUUUAUAACCGCUCAUACUCAAUUAGGUUGAUAUUGCUAGUUUUUAAUCUUUUUCAUUACUAGGUGCUAAAAUAUCUAUUAAGAAAAGCAUGUUGAGACUUUGGGGGUUGGAGAACAAUGACAGUAGCCUAAUUCCAGAUCAUCCCUUCACCCUCCCAAAAAACCAUAAAUCAAGGAGAAAAAAUAAAAACGACACAAGGCUCAUGCCUUCAUUACAAGGAGAAAACCAUAACUUCAAAUUACCUAAAAGCAGAAGGAAAAAAAUUCCAAUAGGGAUCCUGCUAUCACCACAAGCUUAUGGAUAUGGAGAGCAACGAAAGGGAAAUGAAAACACUUCAUGAGAAAGGACAGAAGGGAUUAGAGGACUUAGAGGAAGCACAGUCUCCAAAAAAGAGAUAAUGAAAUAAUAAAUGCCAAAAUACUGAACGCAGAUUGGGAAGCCCUGGCUUCAGGGAAGGGGCUUGAAAAUAUAUGGGACCAGAAGUGGCAGCCUCAGAAAGGUAACAUUUCUGGGGAAGAAUGAAGAGGUGAUGAGAGGAAAAAGGAAAUUUAAGAAUCCAGCAAAAAGAAAUAAGACACUUUCCCCAACCAGAAAAAUCCUUAAACCACAAAAGAGGGAAGAAUUGAUAAAUAAGAGCAUUCAUACAGGGAAUUCUGUCCAUGAAAUGAUUUAAAAGAAAGUUGUCUGAUACAUCCAUAAAAGACUGUUGCAAAAAGUCAGAAAAUGUGAAUUCAGCAUUUCUGCUGAUGAAAAGUCUCCCCAAAAAACAACCACAAAGCUGAAGAAAACAAUACUUUUAAAAGUCUAUGAAGGAUAAAUAUAGAGAGAAUGAUGAAGCAGAUGUGGCAAAAUGUUUAAAAUUCUUGGAUCUGGAUAAAGGAUAUAUGGAGCCUAUACUAUCAUCACAACUCUUUUAUAAGUUUGAAAUUACUUCACAAAUUAAGAUUUUAAAAAAGCCUAUGAGAAAGUGAAAAGCCACCUUAAACAGGAAAAAAAAAAAAAAAAAAA
This is a messenger RNA of Choloepus didactylus (southern two-toed sloth), 9452 nucleotides long. RefSeq names its product cell division cycle 27 (gene CDC27). Lineage: Eukaryota; Metazoa; Chordata; Mammalia; Pilosa; Megalonychidae. The coding region runs from base 78 to 2555 and encodes 825 amino acids. The record is from RefSeq and is a predicted model, not a curated record. Gene Ontology annotation, molecular function: protein binding. The transcript has 19 exons. Gene Ontology annotation, biological process: cell division.